This is a messenger RNA of Paramecium tetraurelia, 1155 nucleotides long. RefSeq lists its product as uncharacterized. The record is from RefSeq and is a predicted model, not a curated record. The transcript is spliced from 4 exons. NCBI's taxonomy places the organism in Eukaryota, Ciliophora, Oligohymenophorea, Peniculida, Parameciidae.
AUGGAAUUGAAACAACUAAAUAAGUUUACCGAAGAAUAUAAACUAGAAAAGACUCAUAAACUUAUUAAAUAUCUUAUUAUUUUGGGUAUAAGUGUAGCUAAACAAUCACUAAAUGAUAUUACUUAGGAUGGAAUCAAAUCAUUAGCUAAUGCUUAUAAAGAAAAGUCUAUUCAAUAAGAAAUAAAAAGCUUACGCAAGAAAGUACUUUCAUUGGAAAAGCAUUUUUAACCAGAACAAUAAAUUAAAUAUCAUAGUCAACCAAAAUUACCUACUAAAAUAACUCCUAAAAUUACAGAACAAAUACCAGUUUAAUAAAAUGUCAAAAAAGCCAUACCAUUCAAACAUCACUUAGAUGAUUCAGAAAUUAAAUCAAUAUUGUGGAAUCAAUACAAUAACAAUUAUGAACUAAACUACGAAAAUAAAGAUUCAUAACAUUAACCUAAAAGAAAGUAAACAUUUGAUUCAUAACCAAUUAUUCCUCAAUAUCUACCUAGAAAUGAUUCAUAAAACGAAAUUUAACCAUUAUCAUAAAGAGAGAAUAGUGCCAGAUAAUAAACAUAGCGAUCUUCAUAUCAUUCUAGCCAGAUAGACAGUUUACACAGUCUACAUAGUCGAAACUCACCUUAAUUUAAAGAUGAGAUUAAGAAAAUACAUAAGGAGAAUAAGACUCCUCAAGGAAGUUCUGUACCAAAACAUCUUAGAUAAGUGCAAUCAAAAAUUAAAUAACAAAUACUAUAAGAUAAAGAAUAAUAUAGAUCAAAUCAUGUUCAAAAAGUAGAUGACCAAUGCAUUAAUAUAAAUAAUUCUAUGAAUCCACUGAAUAACACUCCUUAGAAUAAGUUGUUUUAACCUUGUCAAUCUACUCAUUUUGGUAGUGGGUAAGUAGGCAGCGCAUAGCAACAGUAAAAUCACCCUUAGGAAUCAAAUACUAUCACCGAAAGAAAAUUAUUUAAUAUUGAUGAGAUUGCUUCAUCAUUUUUAAAUUCUCCUUUCCUCAAAAGUUAGAUCAAACAAAGACUAUUUAAUAAAUAAGAAUCGGCUUCUAAAUCAUCAGCAUCCAGUACUUUCUCAUUGUUCAAUCCAAACAACGAACUUAAAAAUUUCUUUUAAUAGUUAGACAAGUAAGUGGUCAACUAGUUAUCUUUUUAAUUUUGA